AUGAUGUCCCUCCGCACUCUCGCUCGCUCCGUGCCUCGCACCAUCUCGCGCUCUGUCGCUGUCUCCUCCCGCUCCGCCAUCUCCCGGCCGGUGUCCGCGGUCCCCAAGAAUGCCUUCCAGUCUUCUCUGAAGCAGAUUACGAGACCUUCCUAUGCUGCUUUCUCGACGUCCCGCGCUUUCAAGCAGUCCCCUGCCGAAGGCGAUGUUGAGCUCGUCGCCAAGCUUGAGGACGAACUGAAGCACGAGAAGGCUUCUGGCCUUGAGGACCUCGAGUCCUCCGUUCAGAACAUCCAGUAUGUUCUUCAGAACAACUCUUGGGAGGUCAAGGACGUCCCUGGUGAGCAGGAGGUUGUCCUGACGAAGAAGUUCGGCAACGAAGAGAUCCGCCUCACCUUCACCGUCGCCGACCUUCAGAACCUCAGUGAGCAGGAGGACUUCGAUGAUGCUGCUCUCGAUGAGAUGGACUUCGGUGGCCACCAGCCCGUCAACCAGGGCCGCUCUGGCAACGUCUCUCAGCACGCUGAGGACCGCGUCGCUCCUGCUGACCGCGAAGGCGAUGAGUUGGACCGCGACCUUGAGCCUAGCUUCCCUGCCCGUGUCAACAUCACCGUUGAGAAGCCCAGCAACGGCGCCCUCCUGAUCCAGACUGUUGCUCAGGACGGCCUGUUCCAGAUCGAGGAGGUCUCCUACUUCAACAAGUCCGACCUGGCCCACGCCCAGACUGCCGAGAAGGACUGGACCAGACAGAGCAUGUACGCUGGUCCUCCCUUCGAGAACCUCGAUGAGGACCUGCAGACCUUCCUCGAGCGCUACCUCGACGAGAGGGGCAUCAACGCCGAGCUUGCCAACAUGAUCCCCGACUACAUCCAGGUCAAGGAGCAGAAGGAGUACGUUCGCUGGCUCGAGAACGUCAAGAACUUCGUCUCCGCUUAA
Aspergillus luchuensis is the source of this 933-nucleotide messenger RNA. Its product is annotated as MAM33 family protein. The transcript is spliced from 5 exons. NCBI's taxonomy places the organism in Eukaryota, Fungi, Ascomycota, Eurotiomycetes, Eurotiales, Aspergillaceae. The coding region runs from base 1 to 933 and encodes 310 amino acids. Gene Ontology annotation, cellular component: mitochondrial matrix. Gene Ontology annotation, biological process: cytosolic ribosome assembly. The record is from RefSeq and is a predicted model, not a curated record.